GCUUCACUGCAAAGUCGGAGCGCGUUAGACCGAGCGAAAGUGCGCUUAUUGUGUAGUUUGAAGUGAAAGUUUCGUCACGAAUCCACGAACACUCGAUUAACCCACGGCAUAAGCGUCCCGCGUGAAGAAAACGUGUCGUGUUAUCUGUGAUUUGACGCCGAAAGCACAAAAUGACGGAUAUCGCUAAUCUACAGCAACAGGACAAUAGCAGCUUCGACGCCGGUGACUGUGGCGGUGGUGCUGGUCUCGACGACGCUGGUUCAGGCAGUGCAGCAGGUGUCGGCAACAUGAGCGGCUACGACCAAGGCCAAGGAGGCCCGCCCGUGAACGAGGAUGGUUCGUGCUGUCUGCGGCUUCGGGGGCUUCCGUGGAGCAUCACGGAGGAGGAGAUCCGCAGCUUUCUGCACGGUGUCAACAUCCUGCACGUGCACAUCAGCGUGAACCCGCAGACGAAGCGACAAACGGGGGACGCGUACAUCCGCGUCGCCUCGGUCCAGGAUCGCAACAACACGUUCUCGCGCAACAAGCAGAACAUUGGCCACCGGUACAUUGAGAUCUUCAACGUCACCGAGGAGCAGUUCGAGAUGUCCCUGCAGGAGGUGGACGAUGGCGAAGACGGUGGGCCGGUGGUGAAGCUGCGCGGCCUGCCCUGGUCCGCCACGAAGGAUGACAUCAAGAUGUUCUUCUGCGGGUUGACGAUUAAGAAUGGCUAUAAUGGGAUACUUUUACUACUGGACAACCUGGGACGGGCAUCUGGGGAGGCGAUUGUUGAGUUUGCAUCCGAGGCCGAUGCUGAAACGGCCAUGGGCAAGCACAAAGAGAAGAUUGGGAACAGAUACAUCGAAAUAUUCCGCAGCAACACGCGCGAGAUGAAGCGCGCGGAAAAACGGAUGAGACGCAUGACCCCGUACGGACGGAACGAUCGCAGCUCAAGCGGCGGUGGCUACUCGCAGAACUAUGGUCAAGACUACUCCGAUAGCCCGAUGGGAGGAUCCGGUGGCGGAAUGGGUGGUGGAUGGAACGACCGCUCCGACGGUGGGUACGGCAAUGGUGGCAAUGGGUACAACGGUGGGUCGAACAACGGUUCCGGCAGCGUUGGUCCGAUGUACUCGUCCAACAACAAUGGCAGCCCGAACAAUUCGGGACUGUCGAACAAUUUGGGCAACAUCGACAUCUUGCGCCUGCUGCAGGAUCAGCUAAUAGAGCGAGGUGGAGGCACAAACUAUGGAUCGGGCCGUGGCGAUAGUCCUUCCGGUGGGGGCAUGAGCAGCGGUGGCGGCGGCGGUGGUGGUGGUGGAGUUGGUAGCGGUGGUGCAAGCGUGGGCAUCAACAGUUACAGCACCGGCGGAGGCGGAUACAGCUCGGGCGGAAACGUUGGCGGUGGUGACAUGAUGAUGAACAUGGACCGUGGAGGUGGCAACGGUGGAGGUGGUGGUGGCUACCGUUCGUCGGGGCCGAUGUCGAACAGCUACAACAGCUACUCGUCCGGUGGAGGCAGCGGCAUGGGCGGCGGUGGUAUGGGUGGCAAUAGCUCCGGCAUGGGCUCGUACAACAGCAGCUACGGGUACGGUUCCGGCGUCGGGGGAGGCGGCGGUGGCGGCGGCGGUGGGUACGGUUCCAUGAACAACUACUCCAACAAUGACUUCUCGAGCGACGAGCCGAAUCUGUACUGUGUCCACCUGCGCGGUAUGCCGUUCAGCUGCGACGAGCAGGAUAUCUACGACUUUUUCAUGCCGCUCCGGCCGAUCAAGUGCGUCAUCCAGCUGAACACCCGCAAGCGCCCGUCCGGUGAGGGUGACGCGUACUUCGAGACGAAGGAGGAAGCCAUCAAGGCGAUGCGCAAGGACAAGGAGAAGAUGGGCACGCGCUACAUCGAGCUGUUCGCCGGCCAGCGCAACUUCGCGGCGGGUGGCGUCGGGGGCGGUGGCAGCGGAAUGGGCGGCAGCAUCGGUGGAAGCGUCAACUCGUUCCCCAAGAAGUACUUCAACUAAGUUUCGGCCGAUCCCCUUUUCCCGGGGCCAUUCCCGGGCACGGAAGGGAGACGCACCACGCAAGCAAGAGAUUUAAGUUCGUCUUCGAAGUUCACUAUCCAUCAACAAUACCUCACAUGCUACUUUCGUCCCGUGCAAGGGCACUUCCGGGCCCACGAUCCGUCUGAACCAUGUUUUCCCCUCCUUUGGACUUCGUGUGCCAACUAGCGGAAGGGCACAACAUGGACCCAUUUAGCGUUAGGAACCCCUUCACUCUGAGCCUUUUAAUCUGAACUGACGCACGCGCAUCUCGCUUUCGGUGCGCCCUCCUAUACAUAUUCCUUUCUUAACACUCGUUUUCUUUCCUUUCUUAAAUUUAAAUGAACACAUUAUGACACAGCAUAUUGAAGCGAUAAUCAGAGAAAAAUUGUAACAUAAUAAACACACCCCUAUAUUGACUUUCGGAUUUGAAGAUAAGCGGUUGGUUUAGGUUUGCAGUGUUUCGCAACCCAUUUUGUUCUAACUAAUAGGUGAGCAAGCGAAACAUUUGCGGCCGCUAGGCUAAUGAUAAUCGAUAAACAGUGGUGGUGGUGGUGGGUGGGAGAGAUUUAAAUCCAACGUACUCCGAGAGAUGACUGGAUGUUUUUCCGAAGCAUGAGCAUCGUAAUAGUAGCUGCUAGUAGCGUGGUUAAGAGAAAGUAACUCAAUUAUUAUUACGGCACGAUAUAAAACUCAUAUUUACUAUCGGAAAGAGAGAGAGAGAGCAUAUGGGAUAAGUACAAGAUAGAGCGAAAGAAAAUGAGAAAGCAAGAAAAAAGAAACAUAAAACACUUAAUGACGAACGAAACAAAAUCUAGCUAAACGAAAACACAAAUAUACUAACCAUUUUUUUACUAAUUGGUAAGAGACCUUCUCACAGCAAGUUAUGCGAAAGAGAAGUGGUUCGAUUCUAGCUUCCGGUUUUUGCGCGUCGCUCCACAUAAGACACUUUCUUUUAUGAUGGUUCAAUGAUAAUAUUAAUGAGAUGCAACCGACGCUCCCACACUCGGCCGUUUGGUCCGCAAUUUUCGCAAGAUUCGGGUACGAUUCUGUAAAGCUACGAGAAGGGCGAGAUGAAGCUGACAUAAAACGACAGAAAUAAAUAUGCUGAAACACAAACAC
Molecule: messenger RNA, 3131 nt
Organism: Anopheles coustani
Lineage: Eukaryota; Metazoa; Arthropoda; Insecta; Diptera; Culicidae
Gene: glo
Product: heterogeneous nuclear ribonucleoprotein H3
Exons: 6
Coding region: 171-1991 (606 amino acids)
Biological process (GO): regulation of RNA splicing
Cellular component (GO): ribonucleoprotein complex; nucleoplasm
Molecular function (GO): RNA binding
Source: RefSeq, a predicted model, not a curated record